UUCAAUGGGAAAGUUCGCUUCAGUUUAUGAACGCUUCAGUUUAUGAACAGACUUCCGGAACCAAUUACACCCAUGCUUCAGGUUAAGUAUGCUUCAGGUUGAGUACUCUGUGGACCCGCCUGGAACGGAUUAAUCCACUUUCCAUUACUUUCAAUGGGAAAGUUUGCUUCAGUAUAUGAACGCUUCAGUUUGUGAACAGACUUCCGGAACCAAUUGUGUUCAUAAACCGAGGUACCACUGUACUUGAUUGCUGACAAGAACAUGACACUAUAAGCAUGUAGCUCCUCUUAAGAAAUCUGCGCUGGUUGCCUAUUUGCCACUGGGGCAAGUUCAAGGUAUUAGUAUAUAAACAUGGAACCACUAGUGAGGUUGCCUCACACAGUAUAACCCUAUUUGACCACUUUGAUCUGUAGAACUGGCAUUGUUGGCAGCUGCCACGUAAAACUCCUAAAAACAUUUUUUGUUUAGCCAUGCCUAUCCAGACACAAAGAUGAUCACACGUUUUAACCUUUUUAGCUACUGUUGAUUUUAAUCUUGAAUAUUUAUAAUAUUUAGCAACAAUUUUUAAUGUUUAGUUUUACAUUGUUGUAAACCAUCUAGAGGGUGGUUUGUUGGUUUGUUUACUAUCAAACGGUAUAUAAAUUAUGUUAAAUAAAAUGAAUAAAGAAAAAACACAGCAAUCUGCCAUAUACCAUAUCUCACUAUUGAGUAAUUCUAACACACAAUAUUGUCUGCAGUGACUGGCAGCAGCUCCACAGGAUUUUGGGAUGGAACUUUUCACAGCCCUACUUGGAUAUUCCAGGGAUUGAACUUGGAAGUAUUUGCUGUGCUUCCCCCACCCCCCCACCUCAGCAACAGCACCUCGUUUUAUUAGCUCACUUUAUUUGCAUUCCCACUGUGCUUCUAAUGGAAGAAAAACCAGUCUUGCCAACUGAUUCAAAAAUAUUCUGCACAAACUUCUAUAAUUCCACCCCCGCCCAAUAAUUCAGCUUCUGCUUUUGCUUUUUACUUUUCACUUGCUUUAAUAAUUACUCUCACAUGCAAGAUAAUAAGAUACUGUGUCUAAUUAAGUUGCUAAUUUUAUCCAGUGUACAUAAUUCCAUAUUUGGAGUCUUCGCUGGAGAACUAUUAAACUUGUUUGAUGCUUGUCAACUGCGAAUGUGUGAGUGGUGUGUUUUGAUUUAAACUUAAUCUUCCACAAAUUGCAAAGGAUGAAUAAGUGGCAUGUAUGAAUGAAAUGUAUACUUCCUUAGAUCUUAGGGCAAUCCAUUGUUUAUUUUUCAGAAUGUGUUCUAUGCAGAAGCAAAAUGUUGAUGGCAGAAGGGAGGAAUGGUGAUUUUGCUACCAUAUUUCAUUGGGUAGCUAUGCUACAGUUAUUCAACUGAGAUGAAUGCCAUUAUGAGCAGCGAAAGUUCCAACAUCGAAACAAGGACUUCCAGCUCUCAUGCACACAGUACAGAUGCCUUCAGUGCCCUCGGCAGUGUCAAAGGAAGGACACUGUGGAUGAUAACCGACAGUGCUUCUGUGUCUACAGCCAGAACAAGAAACUCUGCAUAUAUUGAAAUGAUCAGGUCUGGAGAUACAGCUCAGAAGUCAUCUUCGGUGAUGCAGGCCAGAAGAGCUGAUGCCUCACCAAGUUCCUUGGAUAUUGCUCGAUUUGAAACAGGGACUUUGAGGAUACAUUCUCCCAGGACACCUGUUUCUUCACUUUCAGAGGAUAAUCACCCAAUUACUGGGAGCAGCCACCAUAUAGAUAGAAGGUGGGAUGCAGACAGCACAACAUCCAGUUUGCAUAUCAUAAGCAUGGGCAGUUCAACAACGGCCAACAGAGGCACAGAAAGGACUACACAGUUUCUUACAGACAGUGUCGCUCCGACUGAUUCAUCAAGAAAAGACCCAGUUUCUCAGAGGGAAGUCACGACCUUUCCUGAUCGAACCCAGUUCCCAUCUCAUGCGACACAUUCCAGAGGAAGAAGUAACACAUCAAAGGUCACACAUUUUCCUGAUUCUUCAGCAAGGAUUCAGCUUGCCCAGUAUUACUUGCCUCCAAAGACUACUGCAGAAGACAGUAGUCAGUCAAGGAGUAGCUCAAAUACAGAGAGAAGCAUUCCCAGUUCCCACACAGAUGGUGUGUCUGCUUCAGGUUUAAGUGACAGGGGUGGAGAGAGGACAUUACAGACUUUAAGAGAUGUCAGCAGUUCUCUUAAUGCAACGCAAAUAUCCCCAGCCACGAGCAAUGAAAUCUCCACCUCUUCAGGCCUCAUGGUUUCCUCACAUGUGUUAACUCCAGUACAGACUGGACAAAUGGAUUCAUCACCAGAGGACAAUGAUUUCACUGAAGCAGCACUUCCACAUUUCCAAGCUCCUUCAGAAACAACAGCUGCAGAAAACAGUGGUCAGCUAAGGAGCAGCUCAAAUACAGAGAGAAGUACUUCCAGUUCUCACACAGACGGUGCGUCUGCUUCAGGUCUAACUGAUAGGGGCAGAGAGAGGACAUCACGGACACUGAGGGACGUCAGCAGUUCUCUUAAUGCAACACAACUAUCCACAAUGGCUAGCAAUGAAAUAUCCACCUCUUCAGGCCUCACAAAUUCCUCUCACAUGUUAACUCCAGUACAGACUGGACAAAUGGAUUUGUCACCAGGGGACAAUGAUUUCACUGAAGUAACGCUUGCACAUUCCCAGGCUUCUUUGGGAAUAUCAGCUACUGAAGAUCUUGAUCACCAGCCAGCCAGCAGCUCAGAUACAGAGAGGAGUAUUUCUAGUUCUCAUACUGACAGUGCAUCUGUUUCAGUUCUCCCUGACAGAGGUGGAGAGAGGGCAGUACAAACUCUAAGAAACAACAGCAUUUCUCAGAGCACAACACAAAAGUCCACCGCCAGUAAUACUGAAAUCUCCAGCUCUUCAGCUCUCCCUAAUUCUUCUUACACGUUGACUCUGGGGCAGACCAGACGGAUGAAUUUGUCAACAGAGGACACUGAUUUUAUUGAAGCAGCAGUUACACAUUCCCAGUACCCUUCAGAAGCAACAGAUGUUAGGAUUAGCCAGCACACAUUCAACAACUUUGGUGCAGAGGAAAGGGUCUCUCAGACUGAGAGUAUGUUCUCUACUGCCACAUUCAUCAAAAGUGGAGAUGGGACAUUAGGAUCUCUAACUAUCAAGAGCAAAUCCACAGAUGCAACAGAGCUAUCAACCUUUGAUCUGGAAAAUGUCAGCUCUUUAGAUUUAACCCUGAACUCGUCAACCUCAGCCCAAAGUGGAAAGGAAAGUUUUCCAUCUACCCAGAUGGAUUUCAGUGAGUCCUCAAAAGAGCAUUUAUUUACAUAUUCCUCCAAAACAUCUGCCUAUUCAUCUUCUGCAAUAGAUCUUUCAAGUACUGGAAGCAGUCUUCAGCCAGUUAAAGUGUCUGAUGUGGAAAGAAGGCUUUCUGGGGCUUCUACAGACAGCAUAUACCUAUCAACUGCAUUCAUGCAUGGUAGAGAGAGGACCUCGCGGUCUUUACCAGAUAACAGCACAUCUCCUGAUGCAACAGACAGUACCACUUACAAUACUGAAACUUCCGAGUCUUCAGAUCUGACCCUGAGCUUGAAUUCCGGAGACGAAACUCAUAAUGUCUCACAAAGUGAAGUGCAAUCCGCUGGAUCUUUUACUGAGCACCUGCUUCAGCAUUCCUCUGAAGUUCCAAUGUCCCCAUCUUCACCAAAGGAUCCAUCAAUUCUUGAAAGUAGUCAACAUUCAAUGAGUGAUGCAAGCAUUUCACACACUUAUACUGAAAGCACUUACCAUUCAGCAACUUUCAGCAAAGGAGAAGCACAAACACUACAAUCCAUAGUUAACAAUACGUUUGCUGAAGCGACUGAAAGAACCUUUUCAUAUAUAGAAGAGUCCAACGCCUCAGAACUAAAUCCUUCCUCACCAGAAGCAUACUCUAGAAGGACUGACUUCUCAGUAAAAGGUUUUGAUACUCCUGGGCCUUCAACUGAGUCUUUCCAAAACCUCAGCUCAUCCAGGAUACCAACUUACUCUUCCUUCCAAAGUGAACCUUCAGACACUGGAACAGACUACCAGCCAAUGAGUAGCACUGACACUGGAAAAAUAAUCUCUGUUUCUCAUACUGACAGCACGUACAUUUCAACCACUUUCACAAGGGGCGGAGAAAGGACGUUACUGUCGAUUCCAAAAAGCAGCACAUCUGCUGACUCAUCAGAAAGUUCCACUUUUUAUGCAGAAAUUUCCAGCCCUUCAGAGUCAGCACGGUCCUCAUUUUCUGUGACCCAGAUCAGAGGAAGCAACAUGUCCUCCGGCAACAUGGGUUUCUCCUCACCGUCAACAGAACCAUUGUCUGUACAUGCCCUGAAAACACCAGCCUACUCUUCCACAGUCAGUGAGCUGCAUGCAACUCAGUUAUAUUCGAAAUCCGAACUGACACCUGCUGGCAGCUUAUCAUUUACACCUUCCUCUUCAGCGUCACUGAAACAGGAUUCACUUCCACCCACUCAGCUGCCAACUCUGUUUUCAACCUCAGAAUCCCCUCUUCCAUUGUCUUCCUCUGCUUUCCCAUCCCUGCUUUCACCAUCCCCUCAAACACUUUUGCCAACUUUGUUACGCAGGCAGUCUCCAACAGCAAUGCCCACGCUGCCCCCUUCCUCAUCUUUAUUGCCUCCUCUUUCCUCAACACCGUCGUUGCUGCAGCCUAGCGAGCCUUUGGAAAGCAGUGUUUCUGUGGUUGCAUCUGAGGGGACAACUGGAACAGACCCACCCACAGCUGGAAGUUCCAACAGGCCGUUCAGCAACCAGACUGAGACAUACCCGCUGAAGGACAGCACUGAUCUGGGGACAACAGGAUCUUCUCUUAUUCUGACCCAAACUACUGAACUGCUCACAGACCACUUGUCACCUAUGACAGUAUCCCUAGAUGAAACCAAGGGCUCGGAGGGGCAAAAUGUUUCUCUCCCAGGGACCAGGGUUGGAAAAAUGCCUCCUGUUUCAACUAUGUCUCCCACAUACAGGGCUGAGAGUACCACGGUUUCAGAGACAGCCAAAGCAACAACUGCUUUGUUGCCAUUUACAACCACUCUAGAGGAUGCCUUCAGUUUGGUGGGGGUAACUACUGGUAAGAACCUUGUGAAUAUAGCACACACGAAAUUAGGAUCGCCUACGUCGGCAUCAAGCAUGGAUGAUGUCGUCACUACAAAGCCUCAGAAAGUACUUCCUCCCCUUCCCACCAAGAUACCAUCUUAUGCCACUGGAACUCCCACAAAAGGAAUGGAAACGAGCACUACAACUGCUUCUAAAACCACUGAUUCCAAAACCACUACUGCCCACCCUCCGAAAAUGUUUCCUUCCAGCAAAACCACUGCAGGGACUAUUUCUGCUUCACCGGUUCCCACCAAAGCCACUACAUUUGCAUGGGUAGGAAGUCCAAGGACAUUUCCAGCUUCCCAUGGAAAAGCUAAUGCAUGCACUGCAGAGACUUGCCUUAAUAAUGGGAAAUGCAUUGUGGAUAACUUGAUGGGCAAAUUCCAGUGCCAGUGUUCACCUGGUUGGCAGGGAGAGGACUGCAGUACAGAUGUAGAUGAGUGUCUGUCUAAUCCAUGCCCAGCCUUGGCCACAUGUACUAACACACAAGGUUCGUUCCAUUGCACGUGUUCCCUGGGCUACCAGAUGGAGAAAGGAAAGUGCAAUUUAGUUCGAACCUUUGUUGGCCAGUUUAACACAACUGGAGGGCAGUACUCAGAGUUUCAAGUUGAAGAAGCUAUUAUGAACAUGCUGAACAAUUCUCUUUCAACAUUGCCAGGCUAUUACACUUCCACUGUUAAAGCAUCCAGGCAGACGGGCAUCAUGCAAGUGUCUGUCCUGAGCACCUUUUCUUUAGUCUCCAACGUCACCCUUUUUGAGGUUGCUAGCACCGUGCGAAGCCAUAUUCGAGCGUGCAAGGCUCCCACACAGACUUGCCAGUUCAUCUCUAAGCUUACACUGCUCCACAGAGUUGGCGGUCUGUGUAAACACAAAGAUCCGGAAUGCGACAAAGAAACUUCUGUGUGUGUGGACUUGGACGGCAUUGCAGUUUGCAAGUGCCAGGCUGGAUACUUCAAAUACAACAAACUGGAUCAUUCCUGCAGAGCUUGUGAAGAUGGGUAUAAACUUGUGAAUGACACUUGUGUGAGUUGUCCAUUUGGAUUAGGAGGAUUCAACUGUGGGAAUCCGUAUCAGCUCAUCACCAUUGUGAUCGCAGCAGCUGGAGGGGGACUUCUGCUCAUCAUGGCGAUAGCUCUCAUUGUCACGUGCUGCCAGAAGAAUAAAAAUGACAUAAGCAAACUCAUCUUCAAAAGUGGAGAUUUCCAGAUGUCGCCAUAUGCUGAGUAUCCCAAAAACCCUCGAGCUCAAGACUGGGGGAGAGAAACCAUUGAAAUGCAAGAGAAUGGGAGCACUAAAAACCUACUGCAGAUGACAGAUGUUUACUAUAUGACAACCAACCCAAGGAACCCUGAGCUAGAAAGAAACGGGCUGUACCCACCUUACACAGGUCUUCCAGGAUCCCGACAUUCCUGUAUCUACCCUGGCCAAUACAAUCCUUCCUUUGUUAGUGAUGACAGCAGAAGAAGAGAUUACUUUUAAUGGAAUUGCAGGAGAGAGAUGGGAAAGCGAAUGGAACAUCAGCCACUGCCUGCUAAUUCUUUUCUGGGUACACUUUAAUUAUACAGCUCAGAUGCUGGCAUAGUUUGUAUACAGAAAGGAAACUUUUAACCCUUGAAGGGCACUGAACAGGGUUGUCCGAAAGGAGCCAUUUGUAGCUGCUGUUGAACAGCAAAGGGAAGGCAGGUGUAAAGAGCAGGUCAGCACACAGGCUUGUCUACGAGGCAAGGGAGAAGCUUAAAGGAGUUCCCGUGUGUACAUUCUGCAUCUUUUACUUAUCACUAAUUGUGUCACAUAAUGUGAAUUUGAUAGUAGAUCACUAAAGCAAAGCUAACAAACGCUGUGGAUGACACUCUAAAUCUAACGCCAGUAAAGUGUGUUGUGUUUACAGUUAACAACUCGUGCUGUGUUUGUGUUGCCCACGUAUUAUGCAAAGCUGCGUUGAGUGGAUUUUAUGGAAAGAACCAUUUCUCUGUCACCAGGUAUCUAUUUAUGGGUACUGAGGAGAUAGUCAAAGAAUGCUGGAGAUGUGUAUGGGAAUGUGGCCUAAGGAUGGGGGUUCUAUGUAAUGUGCAAAGUUCAGGGUCCUUUUUCUUUUCUUAGGAUAAUGCAUCUUCUUAUUUCCUGUCUUGUCAUUCAGUUGUGUAUUGACUCAGUUGCAAUGGUGCUUGCUCCUGCCCUGUGUUUGCCCCCAAUUUAUUAUUGACCAUUGUCUCAUGAACAGUAAUAAUUGCCCCAUGCCCAUGCUUUCUCCAGGCAUGAAUUUUUUCUUCCUCUGUGAACUCUUAGUGAAUUGAUCAUGUAUGCCAGUCUCAUACUAUAGAACCAUGCAUGCGUGCACACACACACACACACACACACACACACACACACGUGUGUGUAACCAAAUGGUGAGUGAGGAUUGCCCACAAUAAAAAUGGCGGUAUCUGAAAUUUAAGCCCAGAAAAUAAAAUCCUGAAAUCAUCAGAUCAUCAGAUCAAGAAGAAGAAAAAGUGAUAGGAAUCUGAAACUCUGGCUGAGAAUACCUGAAGUGCCACAACACGUGCCCCCAAAUUUGGCUGGGGUGCUUGUUGAAUUUCACAGGCAGCUGACUUUUCACUUUUAGUUUAGCUAGGCUAACCACAGUGAUAUGAGACCAACAAACUGUGCUUGUUCAGUGCACUGCUGCUACCAGACUAAACCCCACAAGAGGUUGAGCUAAUAGAGCUGGUUUAAACGGCAUACAACCAGCUUACCAACUCAAAUUUUCCCUCUCGUUAACUCAUUGUCCUUUACUAGCACUUAAACCAGAAUUCCAAGUCACUUGUAAAUUGUGGUGGUUGGCCCCAGAACCCAUGUUCUUCGAUAUGGGAAAAGGAGUCAUACUAGAACACCCCUUUUGUGAUGUCUUGAGUUGUAACACAAGACAUCUUCUCAUUUUUUGGUCAUUUUCAAAAUGUCCAUCCCUUUGCUGCUGAAGAAAAGCAUGUUUUUGCCUCUUUCUUCCUCCCAUCCACAUAACCAGGGACCACUGCGACACUAAAUAGCUCACCUCCGAUAGUUAUUUAUUUUCGGAUUUCCCAAUCCCUGGCAACACAUUUCCCCCCCUGCAAGGCUCGCCCUGACCCAUUCCAUAUCAUGGAGAUAAGAUACAAUACGGAAGAUGGCUUAACUUUUAUGCAGGUAGCCAUGGAAGAAAGCAACCAGGAAACAUUUUAAGUGAGAUUGGCAUCAUAUGUAGCUGAACCCAGACCCAAGUUCUCUUGUGUAUAGCUUUUCCUAAUGCAAAACAAAAACCUUUGCUCUCUGAAUGUUCUAAAGAAGGUGUGGGCUUUAUGAGAAAAGAGGACUUUGUACAGUGUGCAGGAAGCUGCGGGGCGGCUGAGUGGUGACGCUUUCAGCUUAAUCAUGAAGGAUUUGGAGGCAGUGAUUAAUAGUGAGAGACCUAGCCUGCAGAGCGGCAUGUGAUUGUUUCAGAUUGGGUGCGUGGGGGGAGAUUGGAUCAGGCCAGAGGUGUUUCUUGUCCUGCACUCCUGUAUCCCAUAGCAACCACUUCAAAAUUGUGAAAAAGGAUGCACUUCACCAGAAGGCGCAAAAAAGAAGGAAAUAAUCCAAGGAUGUGGGAGAGAAAGGAAGAGACAUAUACUGUCUGUGUACCACUUCUGAAUACAUAGGCUAAUUGCUAGUGAUAAACCUACUCUCUGUGACCAUGUUGUCUUAUCUUAUGAAUUAAGUUCAGCUAUAACUAUAAUCCAUGACAUUUUCGAGGGUCCAGCAUCAGAUUUCAUUAGUCAUAAAGUAGGCUAAGAUACCAUUCUGUAUAACGGCUAAAUUCACAAGCUUAACUAUAGCAACCGCUUCUGCAAGCAGAAAAGGACUGGGGAAAAUAUCCUGAGCAGUCUAGUUCCUCUUGCUCUAGCUAUUCUGCUUAUUGAAAUUAUUUGGGAGCAAUAUUUAUUUUAUUUUAUUUAUUUUAAAAAAGAGAUCAGCUGUGUUCAGGUCACUUUACUGCUUUCUGUAUUGCAAAUUGCUUCAGGGUGUACUUUGUACUGUAAAAAGCUCCCCCCACAAACACAAUGUAAAAUUAAUCAUCAGGUGUUUUCCUCAGACUGAUCUUGCAUUGCCACAUAAGGAAGCUGGAUGCGAAAGGGAGUUUGUUCACCUUGAUCUGGCAAGGAUGAUUCAAAGCGGGGGGGGGGGGGGAGCUAACCAGGUGGUCAGUGCAGUCCAGCUAUAAUAGACCUGAUACUGCCAGCCAUCUGGUUGGUGGGUGUGUACACAGAAAUAGACAUGAAGCAGCACAUGUUCAGCCAUAUUCCCUUCAUGGGAGUAACUAUGCCCACUUUUAUGGAAAGGUGUAGCUGACAAAACAGUUGCCAAACACCCGUAAAAGCUUUCAACGCUUUCUGUCAUAAUAUUAUAUUAUAGGCCUGGUCCAAGCAUCCCUUUAAACCAUAGUUUAAACUAUGGUUUAAAGUGAACACUUGUGGUGCUCCAGCUCCACGACUACUGUUUCCUUUCCCACUUAGAGGAGGAAAAACUGUGGAGGACGGCUUCCCAUUAAGUGCCAACAAGCACAUGUGCUUUGUUUCUUUCCUACCUAACAAGCCACAAUGGUUAUCCAAAGUUUAUUUGUUAUUUAUUUUAUUUAUUUACCCUAUUUAUGGAUUGCCCUUCACCCAAAGGCCCCAGGGCAGGACUACACAGAAUUGAAACCGAAAUAAAGCCUGAAAACUUAAAUUCCAUACAAAUAAAACAGCAGUGUCAAUUAAAAUCCAAUCCCAAUGUACCUGACCCUUCCCUAAAAUCCUGAGAAAGCCCAGGUGUGGUGGUGAGGCAGGCUUCAGAGGGGGGAUCGCUCCAGAGGAAUGGGGCUACCCCUGAGAAGGCCCAACUAUGGGUCCCCACCUUAUGGGAAAAGAUAUGGAAAGAGACAUUAUUUUAGAUACUUGGGACCCAGUUAAGGGCUAUAAUUACUAACCCAGGCACCUUAACUGGCCCUGGCCUGGAAGAUAAAAGAUAAAUUUUGUAGUUACAGUAUUUCAAAAUCGGUGCCAUGUAUGAGCUUUUCCAGAUACCUACUAGCAACCUAACUGCUGCAAUUUGCAUUAGUUGCGGUUUCUGGCCCAUUUUGAAGGGCAGCUCCACAUAGUUCAACCAGUUAUGCACACCAGGGCAUACAUAACUGUGGCCAAGCUAUCUCUGUCCAGAAGUAAUUGUAAGUGGUGCCCCAGCCAAAACUGGGCAUGGGCAUUCCUACCUCUGAGGUCACGUGGACAUCAAGGGAUACAGCUUUGUUAUUAGCUUAACAUCAUGAGUGCUGGGUUGCAUGUAGCAGGAAGCAAGCCUUUAGUUUGUUUUCCCUUUUGAGUGGAAAGAGGAGUGGCGGUGGAGCACCUAAUGACUUUUAACUUUAUUUUAACUAUGAUUUAUUGUGACUUGCAAGCCAGCCCACAGACUAGCUGAAUAAUCAUUCCCUCAGCCAAAGGAACUCUGGGAGUUGUAGUUCUGUGCUCGGAAUUGGGAAUUUAUUACGAGAGAGCGAAUUCUCAGUACUCUCAACAAACUACAGUUCCUAAGAUCCUUUGGGGUCAAACUUGCUGUGGAUUCAAAAGUGAAUAAUAAAGAGUCCUUGGUGGAAGCUCUGCAGAGUCCCACUGUGGUGCCACAUAGAAGAAGCAACAACAAGAGGAACAGUAUAAAGUCAAGGGGAGUUCAAAACAUUUAUUUAUUUAGUAGAAAUGAAUGAGUAUUUCAUAGUUACUAAUUUGAAAAUCAGUUAUGCUAAUAUUUUAGUAUAUUUGGUGACAGUGAGAUUCUGAAAUCUGUGAUGGGUAGUACAAUGGGGGAAAGCCUGCAAUAUUUUGACACUACAGUAUUUUGCAGAAAUAAUCAAGAUUAUGAGCCUACGCAGUUAUGUGACCGAAGUCUCACUGGACCUGGUGGGAUAGAGGCUUAAGUUUGUAUUCAAAAAUGGUCAUGUGUUUGGGAUUCUUGUUCAGAUAUAACAGUGCAACCCUAACCAUAUUGACCAUAUUGACUCAGAAGUAAGUCCUAUUGAAUGAAGUAGAUCUUACUGGCAGGUCGUGGGAUUAGGAUUGCAGCAUAACAGAGCAGUCCAACCUUCCUUUGUGCUGGGCUGGUGGUUGGACUGGGUGGAAGUGUCCUUCCUCUGGCCUCCUUCUGGAUGCUACCUUCAGCUCCUCUUCUGCCGACCAGCAAUAUCCUCACCACCAGCAACCAGCACAAAGCCCCAAACUGGACUUUUGGGGGGAGGGAGGAGCUGAGCCAGUCUGAGAUGCUGCCCCAGUCCCUGCCAUCCUCACCACUGUGUGCAGCAGGACUGCGGCUGAGGAGGUGGGCUCUGCUAUUCCAUAAAGCUCUGGCAGGAUGGAGGUGGGGGAUGCAAGGAGUUGGAAUGUUCCCUAAAUUAUUAGUUGUUUCAUAGGAAGGCCUAUGGAAUGUUGCACAAACUUUUGAAAGCUUACAACGUUAUUAGAGAGUUCUAUCUCUGCUCUGUCCAAUGUUGAAAGGAAAAUGAUCUUACAACAUCCAAUAUAUUAUAUUUCUUUACAGUGUUGUUGGUUGUUAAAUGAAAUCUGCUAAGGGUUUGCUUUUUUUUGGUUUUUGCUUUCUUCCAUUAAAACAACAACUAAAUUUGGCAGGACUGCAAAAUAGGAAGUCACUCUCAACUUUACCAGUCAAAAAUGUAUGUGAUGUCUACCAUGUCGUUCAGACGAGAUGGAUAAAGCCUUGUUUGUGUGUCUUCAUAAUGACUCUGAAUGUACCGCCAGUUUGACUUGCAAUUGUCUAUUGUACUUUGUUCUGGAUUUCAGCUUUGCAUACCUGUGAACAUAACUUCUGAGAUGUUUUGUUUAUUUUAUGUUUCCAACAGAGUGUUAUUUAAAGGUGUAUCUUAUUUUCAGCCUUCACUAAUUAUACAGUACUGUAGUUCCAAAGUAUGAAGUAUAAAGUUUGGAUUAUUUUUAUACCAGCAUCCAAAUAUUUGACUUCUGGCGUUCUAGUCAGUGUAAUAAAAAUGAUAC
Molecule: messenger RNA, 12161 nt
Organism: Zootoca vivipara (common lizard)
Lineage: Eukaryota; Metazoa; Chordata; Lepidosauria; Squamata; Lacertidae
Gene: HEG1
Product: heart development protein with EGF like domains 1
Biological process (GO): heart development
Molecular function (GO): calcium ion binding
Source: RefSeq, a predicted model, not a curated record